AUGGAUGAUCUACCAUCGAAAUUUCAUAUGGAAAAUAAUCAUAUUUUUCCCAAGUUUACUUUUGCGGAACUUGCGCAAGAGAAUAUUACUAGUUAUGAAUUAUAUCUUUGGUCAGCACCAAUUGACGUAGCAGAGCGUUAUCAACUCUAUCUAAAUCAAAUGUCAAUAUCAAAUAAUCAAUCUUUGGAAAGAGAAAUUUUCUAUAAUUGUACAUUGCCAAGAUUUGGUUCGUUAUGUCAAUAUGAAAUUAACUAUGUUCAUAAAAACUAUUCAUCUCUAUAUGAUAUGAUCAAUGAUUACUAUGAAGAGCGAUACUUCAGUCCUGAUGUAAAUUGUUAUACUCAUUUACAAUGUAAUCGUGGUCCAUCACCAGCUUGUUUGCAUUGGACAGAGAUUUGUGAUGGUCAAGUUGAUUGCAUCGAUGAUAAAGUGGAUGAAAAAGAUUGUUGGAAAAUUGAAAUUCAUGUAUGUCAAGAUGAUGAAUUUCAAUGUUCGAAUGGACAAUGUAUACCUAUGGCUUUUUAUCGUGAUGAUGAUACUACUAAUGAUUGUGCUGACAUGACAGAUGAACGUUCGCCACAACGAAUAGAAUCGUUGUACUUCAUUUAUAAACAGCCGUCAUUUAUAAAUGAAGAGAAUCAAUUUCGUCCACUACCCAUCGGAAAUCUUAAUUUCGACGAAGAUGAAAAUAUUGCUUUAGCUAGAAUGAAGCUUUUAUUUCAACACGUUUGUGAUGGAUUAACUCAUCUGAUUCCAAUAAAUAAUGACAAACAAAAUGAAACAGAUGAAACAGAAUGUGAACAAUGGCCAUGUAAUAACAUUCAUAAUCAUUGUGAUGGCAUUUGGGAUUGUCCGAAAGGUGAGGAUGAAAUCGGUUGUUAUUCGUUUACAACAUUGAAUUGUUCAUCACAUCAACAUUUAUGUGUGUUGCCUGAUACAAAUCAAUUUACAUGUAUACCACUUGAAAAAAUAAAUGAUAACAACAUCGAUUGUCUUGGUGCUACUGAUGAACGAAUACUGUGCCGAGAAUACGACUCCAUAUACCAAAAAGAUAAUUUCUUAUGUAAAAAGUCAAGUUCGCAAAGAUGCAUAAAUCUUGCUCAUUUAUGCAACGGUAAAUUCGACUGUGAAUAUGGUGAUGAUGAACAAUUUUAUGGAUUGACGGAACUCAAUACGGAUAAUCAAACAACUAGUAUUAGACCAUCACAAAUUAUUCGAUUUCCAUCGAAAUAUGAACUUAUGAUGAACAGAAAGAAUCCAUGUUCUCGAGGUAUU
This is a messenger RNA of Rotaria sordida, 1275 nucleotides long. The record is from the annotation of a GenBank genome assembly. NCBI's taxonomy places the organism in Eukaryota, Metazoa, Rotifera, Eurotatoria, Philodinida, Philodinidae.